AUGCGUCGUCUCAAUUGUGCCGUUCUUGCGGCCCUCUUGGCUACCAGUGCCGCGAAGCCAUGUAGACACACUCCUUCAUCUGUUUCUUCACCAGUCGCAACUCAAGGAACGAGUACCAUAGACAGCAGCACGAAUAACGUCUCCACGCUUCCUACUUUGAUGAGUACUAGCUCAUCUCGCGAUGCUGUCGCAACGAUUGAUACCACAUCUUCUGUGAGCAUUUCAGACACUUUGCCGACGCCUAGCUCCGAAGCAAGUGUAGCGACGCCCAGUACCACGGAGUCCGAGUCAUCGAGCACAAUAUUUACUGAGCCGUCAAUUACUGCGUCCACGUCUUCUUCAGGGGCGAGCACCACUGAGACGAGCUCAACAAGAAAUUCUUCUGCCGAGUCUAGCUCAUCAAGUACUGUCGAUCAGUGCUUACAAGCUCUCACCUUGCGAGGUGAUGACGCAGUUGCCGAUUGUUCAGCCAGAUUGAUCACCACUGUGACACUGCCUGCUAGCACCGUCACCAAGGCAGCGACUGUGACUGAAGUGGAGAGCACUUUCGACCUUGCGCUGUUUACCGAAACGGCCACUACUACUGCUCUGACGGAGACGUUACUCUUCACAACCAGCACGACCCUCACGGCUUCCACGGAGACAGACACUGUAACAGAGCAGACUACCGUAUUUGCUACCACGACUAGUGUCUACACGGCUCCUCUAACUGUCACUACCGCGGUCUUCAACUAUGCUGGCAGCCCGGUAAAGGCUCGUGGCUUGACAGCUCGCCAGAGCGUGUCGCCAGGUCUACCAGACUAUGCGGCACCAAUUGGAGUCGAGACUUCGACCAUUACGCUCCCCGCAGCCACAGAGACGGUAACCCAAGUAGUCUCGACCACGGCGACAACGACAUGGUCCACCGAGUCCACCACGCAAACGGACAAGGUCUCCGUGACCGCCACGGUCUUGUUGACGCAGACUGAUAUACAGUCCGUCACCACAACCACCACGACGACCGAGAUGACUACCGCGACCUCGAUCGAGACGGUUCAGUCCACCAUGACCCCCACGUCCGUGGUGCUGUACUCGUGCCAGGCCACGGGUCUCAACUUUCGGGCUCGCAACCCCUUUCCCGACAGCACCACGCGCUUCAUGAACACUGUCAGUAGCAACUUGAACACUCUCAAUAGCAACUUGAUUGCCUGGCAGAAUCUUCCCUCCAACCCUUCGGCGGCUGCGCUGGCCACAUCGACCUGGGUACUAAGCGCCGGCGAGUAUUUAGGGCUGUCUAGCAAUUCCUUGGUGGCCUAUGUUAUAGCAUCUUCAACCGCGUCCUCUUUGUUGGCCAGAAUGGACACGCCGGCUGCUGUCGCGGCCGGCGUCGCGGCCGGUACCUAUGUUCAGGUGGCAGGGUGUAUCGACCAAGCCACGGGCCGCGUCAACAUGGUUGCCGACGGGAGAUCCAAUAUGCUCUCUUGUGGAAAUGCUUUGUACUUGUCGCGAGGUACAGGGACGGAUAUUAGAAGUGACUGCGUUUUGUUAUCUCCGACGGCUAUCUCUGCCUAA
Messenger RNA from Pestalotiopsis fici W106-1, 1551 nucleotides. RefSeq lists its product as uncharacterized. The coding region runs from base 1 to 1551 and encodes 516 amino acids. Lineage: Eukaryota; Fungi; Ascomycota; Sordariomycetes; Amphisphaeriales; Sporocadaceae. The transcript is spliced from 4 exons. The record is from RefSeq and is a predicted model, not a curated record.